Molecule: messenger RNA, 201 nt
Organism: Colletotrichum paranaense
Lineage: Eukaryota; Fungi; Ascomycota; Sordariomycetes; Glomerellales; Glomerellaceae
Exons: 2
Coding region: 1-201 (66 amino acids)
Source: RefSeq, a predicted model, not a curated record
AUGCGGAGGAGAGGCAGGCACGACAGGUACCUAGGCAGGAAGGAGUACAGAUCUCUUAACUUUCUUGCCUCAGUAAUCCCGAUUCAUGGCAAUUCAUGUAAGAAGUUGCAGCGGGCAAGUGCAGCGGACGCACCUGCGCUGAGUCUGAGGUGCCUGCCUUCCCCGUUCAACCUGGCCUGGAAGGUGCAAAGUGUGGGGUAA